This is a messenger RNA of Nelumbo nucifera (sacred lotus), 1710 nucleotides long. The record is from RefSeq and is a predicted model, not a curated record. Lineage: Eukaryota; Viridiplantae; Streptophyta; Magnoliopsida; Proteales; Nelumbonaceae.
AUGGUUGCAAUGUAUGCUAGCUCCGGCGAUAUAGACUCUGCUGAAACCGUCUUUGAUCAAGUUUCUUUUCCUUCGUCGCUCCUCUAUAAUUCCAUCAUUCGCGGGUAUACUCGAUUUGGGUACUAUGAAAGAACUCUCAAAACGUACUUUAUUAUGAACUCACAAGGACUUCGUCCCGAUUACUUCACCUUCCCCUUUGUUCUCAAGUCCUCUGCGGAGCUAUCGUGUCUUCGGACUGGGAAAUGUGUUCAUGGAAAGAGUUUAAGAAUUGGGUUGGAAUAUGAUUUGUAUGUCGGGACUUCUUUGAUAGAUAUGUAUGUGAAAUGUGGCGAGUUAAGUAAUGCUCAUAAACUGUUUGACAGGAUGCAUGUGAAAGAUGUUUCAUCAUGGAAUGCUUUGAUUGCAGGUUACAUGAGAAAUGGAGUAAUUCAAAUUGCCGAGGCGUUGUUCCAAAGCAUGCCGAAAAGAAAUAUUAUUUCCUGGACUGCUAUGAUAUCUGGGUACACUCAGAGUGGGCUUGCAGACCGAGCACUGAGUUUGUUUGGAGAGAUGCUGAGGGUGGAUUCAGAGGUAAAGCCCAACUGGGUAACUAUCAUGAGUGUCCUUCCAGCGUGUGCUCAUUCAGCUGCUCUGGAGUAUGGGAAGAAGAUUCAUAGUUAUGCAAGUGAGAUUGGUUUGGACAAAAGUUUUUCUGUACAAACUGCACUCAUUGCAAUGUACGCCAAGUGUGGGAGCCUUAUCGAUGCUUGUCACUGUUUUGAGAGGAUACCUGAGAAGGAAAAGAGUUUGAUUACUUGGAACACCAUGAUAGCCGCCUAUGCAUCUCAUGGAUGUGGGAAGGAAGCUGUAUCCACAUUUAGGAACAUGAUAAAAUGUGGGGUUCAACCUGAUGCUAUUACAUUUUUGGGUCUCUUGUCUUCAUGCAGCCAUUCAGGUCUUGUGGAUGUAGGCUUAGAAUACUUUAAUUGUAUGACUAGAAUUUACUCUGUUGAUCCAAGAGCAGAACAUUAUGCUUGUGUGGUAGAUCUUUUAGCUCGAGCUGGACGUAUAGUGGAGGCUAAGGAGCUCAUUGAUCGAAUGCCAAUGCAAGCCAGUCCUAGCAUAUGGGGUGCCUUGCUAGCUGCUUGCCGAAAUCAUGGUAAUUUGGAAAUUGGGGAGAUUGCAGCAAAGCAGUUGUUCAUAUUGGAACCAGAGAAUAGUGGAAAUUAUAUUCUGCUUUCAAACAUGUAUGCUGAAGUUGGAAGGUGGGAAGAGGUGAACAAUUUGAGAGCUCUCCUAAAGAACCAAGGUGUGAAGAAGAGCCCUGGAUGUAGCUGGACUGAGAUCAAUGGAAAAUGCCAUUUGUUCCUUGGAGGGGAUACUUCCCACCCACAAAUGAAGGAAAUUUACAUGCUAUUGGGAGACUUGCCUAAGAAAAUUAAGGCAGCAGGUUACAUACCAGAUACUAGUUUUGUGUUGCAUGAUGUUAGUGAAGAGGAGAAGGAACAUAACCUCACAAUGCACAGUGAGAAAUUGGCUAUUGCUUUUGGGCUACUCAACACUAGCCCUGCAACAGUUAUUCRAGUGACUAAGAAUCUUAGAAUCUGUGGUGACUGUCACACUGCCAUUAAGUUCAUAUCAAGAAUCUAUGGUCGAGAGAUUGUUGUGAGAGAUGUGAAUCGUUUCCAUCAUUUUAAAGAUGGAUCUUGUUCAUGUGGAGAUUAUUGGUGA